Molecule: messenger RNA, 5523 nt
Organism: Procambarus clarkii (red swamp crayfish)
Lineage: Eukaryota; Metazoa; Arthropoda; Malacostraca; Decapoda; Cambaridae
Source: RefSeq, a predicted model, not a curated record
GGGUUGACUUAGUGGGACUUGUGUAGUGUUGCGUCAGGCGGCGGUGUGGGCUCCAUGACGUCAAUGGGUGAUGUGGCCUCUAGUGAUGUGCUCAAGCAUGUGUUCGAGUCAAUAGUGGCAUUGAGGGAGAGUGCGUUAUAUAGUGGUGUGUGCGCUUGACUCACCCAAAUACCGCCUUUAGUGAUACAUAUAGUGAGUGUAGGAAUAUGUCGUCAUCGCAAGUGCCGUGAGGCAAAAGAGGGGCUUCAAAAGCCACAUUAACUCGCUUUUCGGGUCAUGGAGUAUGCAAAUCUUCCAUUAAGACUAAAAAGUGGGAAGAUCGUUUACAUCAAUCAAACGUGACGCUGUUAUAUAGAGGAGGUUAGCGCCCUCUCCCGCUCACCUCGCUACCUGCACCACCCGGGCUCGAACUCUGUACACUUUUUCCUCAGAACUUUGUGGUCGUGAAUAAAGAAACUAGUCAAUAAAAAUCUUGUCAAAUGAGGCAGAUUUGUCCACAUGUGGUGGAUAAAUACCUACCUGUCCGUGGUGGUGAAUCCAGAUGCGCUUGAGGUCCCUGCUCCGUGAGUGGAUAACUUGACCUUGGUAGAAAACGUGGCAGUAAGGAACACAGUCGUCGCCUAACGUUGGACUCGCGUCUAAUCACGGCAGAGCAGCAGUAGAAGCCACCGCGUGAACCAUGAGAGGUUGAGGUGCCAUGAACAGCAGAUUCGAGGUGUGCAGCAUCAAUAACAGCACCCCUGGUAACAACAACAAUAAUAAUAGCACCAACAACAGCAGCACCAUCAACAACAGCAGCAGCAACAACAGCAGCAGCAGCAACAACAACAGUAGCAACAACAGCAGCAGCAGCACCACCAACAACAACAGCAGCAGCAACAACAACAGCAGCACCAACAGCAGCAGCACCACCAGCAGCAGCAGCAGCAGCAGCAGCAAUAGUCUUCAUAGAGGAUCUUCUUAUCAAAGUGUUCCACCAUCUCCAGCCACGUCGCGAACCAGUGAUCUCACAAGGAACGGUGCAGUGAAUCAUUGGUCAUAUGCAUUGAGUGGGCAGUACCAGCAGAAUUACUACCCACAAUACCAGUAUCAGCAGUAUCAGUACCACCAAGAGUCAUACUACAACCAGCAAGUAUAUCACCAGCAGCAGACAUACUAUCCACAUCAUCAACAAUAUUUUAGUCAGACUUCAUACACAGCUCCUGAGCAUCAGCAGCAGUACGCUGUAGGUGCACAACAACAAGCUGGGGAAAGCAGCCAAUGCUGGGAGUGCGGAGCAGCAUUCCAGGAUGUGGCACUCCUCCGUGACCACCUGGCACUCUUCCAUGUACAUGCGCUCACCUACUCUUGCCGUUUAUGUCCAGCUGUUUUUCCUAGUCAAACACUCCUUGCCCACCACAUCAACACUUGCCAUGUGGUAGGUGAACCAGUUGCCUCACUAAGAACUUCACAUCCAGUUACUGGACAUACAACAGCAGUAGUACCUCAGUAUCAAACUGGAGCAGUACAAUUCCAGAAGCAAGAAGGAUCUAAAUUUGUCUUCAAGGAGGAAGAAUCUCAUAGUGAGGUGCAAAAGGUAGAUUUAUGGUGUGUUCAUUGUAGGAUAAAUCAGUUUUCCAGUGAAAGAGAUUUUGAGGCCCAUCAUUUGGGCCACGUUAACCAGAGAAUCUUAAAGGUGCGACUAAAACGUCUAACUGCAAAAGAACUGAAGAAGGCGAAGGUAGUUAUUCGUAGAAAAAGGGGUCGGUCAAAUAUCAAGCUGAAGCUCAAAAUUUCCAAAGUGGGUCGUGGUCGUGGUCGUAAGCGAAGAGAAGUGCAAAUUGUCAGCGAAGAGGGCAUGAGUGACAACCAUAACAGUUUUCAGGAACAAGACGGACUGGAAGCUGAACCUCAAAGGCAGGAACAGGUGGAUGGUACAGAAGAGGUUAGUGUACCAGAGGAGAAAGAAGAAAGUGGAGGCGAGAGUGAAGGAGAACAGGAAGCCAGUGGAUUGCCCUCAGAGCCCAGGGAUACAGAACAAGACGUAGAACAAAAUUUAUCACCUGGGCAUGACGACUUGGAUGCUGGCAGAGAGCAGGAUUACGAGCAGGAGGAGCAGGAUUCUCAGCAAGACAUUUCUGAACAGCAAGACCAAGACCAAGAGGACCAAGAUCAAGACCAGGACCAAGAUCAAGACCAGGACCAAGAUCAAGAGGAGGAAGCUGGUACAUCACAACAAAAAGAGACAGAGGGAGAUUACCAGCAAGCUUCUGGCAGUGGUGAACAAAGUGAAAAUAGCAAUACUGGGUUCAACUCCAACUUUGGUGAGCAAGAUCUUGGAUUUGGUAACGCUGGACCAAGUGAAGCCCCAUCUUCAACUUACCAACCUCAGUUUGAGUCAUUCCCAACCAGUGAUUGGUUCAGUGAAUACGAAUCCGGAUCGAGGAUAGCUGCUGCAAUGGCAGGAGCAACAACUGCAGAAACUGCAAGUGAGAGCAGUGCUUGGGCAGGUGGAACAGAGGGAACAGCUGACCCUGCUUACUCUUCAGCUAACACUCCUCCUGAAAAGGAUUCUUCUGAUAUACCUGUUAAUGGUGGCGAGAGCGAGGGCGAUGGGGAAGAUGGCUUGUUUAGUCAGGCAGUGUUGGGCCAGGAAUCCCCAGAAAAGAAUGACCGCCAGGGUAGCUUUGAACAGCUGUGUCUUAAUGAUUCUUACAGUGGCCAGAGUCAAGAUAGCAAUGAAGAGCAAUCACAAGAGCAACAGCAAGAUCAACCGCAGCUUUCACCACCAGCGGAACAGCAGCAGCAAGCUUCUGGCGUAGCAAGUGACCUAUUAUCUGAAUUGGAAUAUUUGAAUAAUAGUGGUCAGUCUUCACAAGAUUCACAACCGGACUCUCAGCCAGGCUCACAGCAGGGAUCACAGUCUGGUCAGGUGGAUGGGUCACCACAUAGUGGAGGCCCUUCUCCUCAUAGUGCAGGGCCUGCUACUCCUUCUCACCUUAGCUCUCGGGGCUCCAACUCGGGCACACCCACUUCUUCUGGUGGACAACCAACACCGCCACCUUCUGAUACAUCUUUUAGAGCAUUAGCGACUAGUCCCAUUACCAGCCCAACCCAGCAGUCAACUUCACCAUCACUCCACAAAGGUCCAACUCCACCUGCUACAUCACCACUUCAAUCACAGGAGCUUUCUCCACAAAGUGGUGACCAACAGCAGGCUGGAGUACCUCGGCUUACAAUAGCUAACAAUCUCAUGGCUCCAGCAACUAGUGCUCACAUGAUGGCAACAACAACUGCCAGUCAGGCUGCUGUUGGGGGUAUGAUGAAUAGGUAUGGUACUCAGUGGUCACAGGGUGCUGCAUACAGUGGUGCUGGGGGUUAUGGAGCUCUUGCAGGUACUAGUAUGGCAAACACGAAUUUAGCAGGUCCUUUGCGCGCCCCUUUGCCCCCAAGUGUUGCAAUGCCAUAUCGACCUAGUCCUCCUCCACGAGUAAGAGGAAGACCACCACUUAUGGGUCAUGUAGGUCGUCCACCUCUUCAUCAAGCAGCCCAUUUGCAGCCCUCUCGUGGUCCUGGCCGUCCCCCAACAUCAUCAAUACUUCCACCGCCACUUAUGCCAGCACCAGGGGGGCGUGGUGGUAUGAUGCCUCCUCUACAGCGUAUGCAUCAAACUAUGUACCCAGGUCAAAGACAACCUUCCCCUCAACAACAGAGUGGUGCUGGUAAAAGACAGCUUUUGGGUGCAGCUGGUCACUCUCCAAGCAAAACUGCCCGUCGAGAGGAUAUCAAUGUGCCAUCCCGUCAGAAGGAUAACGAAUGUCAGAUCAUUGCAGUAGCAAACCGCAGUGAUGGACUACCAGUGAUAUCCAAUGUGCAGGGUGGUUCAACUGCUCCUGGUAGCCAGCACCGUGGCUCAGGUGCCCCAGCAACCACAGAGUCGACUAUAAACCUCAGUGAUUCCAUUACACUGAGUGUGCGGGCAUCUGGUGGCAAAGAUGCAUCACGUGGUGAAAGAAGUGGCCCAGAAGCUGGGGCUGUUGCUAAUCUUCUGGCAUCUCGAGGUAUUACCGUUACACCAGCUGCUGGUGAACGACAGGAUGGUACUGGGGGAAGAGAUGAUCGCCGCUUACCUACAGCACAAGAAUUGAACUUAUCAUCAGCCAUAUCUGUACAUCCACCAACCCAAAGAGAACGAGAAGGGGGUGGAAGAGAACGAGAUAGAGAUGGAUUUGCUGUACCACAGGCACCUCCAACUCGAGGAACUAUGUCAAAUAGUACUGUUGAACGUCCUCCUCGUCCCCCUACUGUAGAUUUAACUCAGGAUAUUCCCUCUUCAGGUACUCAGGGCACUCGUCAUAAAUGCCACCAGUGUGACCGGUCUUUUCCAACAGCAGCAUUACUAUCAGAACAUAGUCGUGUGCAUCAACAACAGCAACAAUCUCGUAUGCCUUUCAAAUGCCACUUAUGUACUGCAGGGUUUUCUACACAAAAGGGUCAGCAACACCAUUAUCAACAGUUUCACCAGUUACAUCUUUCUGCUGGAGAUGUGGCUAUUCCUUUAGUAGACCUGCGUAAUCCUGUUAAUGUGCAACGUAUGGCAGCCCUUGGAAUCCGUUCAUUCCUUCCACUGACAAACCUUCAAAACCGCGGUGCUGGUGGUGUGGUUGGUGUCCCUAUAUUAACUCUGGAAAACCUAAGAAAUGGUCAUAUGACAUUACAGCAAUGGGGUGUUAGUGAUGUUCUUUCCCUUGGCCCUGCAAAGACACUCAAUAUGCCCAGGUAAUUGUUAAGAGUGAUACGGCACUUUAUAAGUUCCAAAGCUAGUGUUUGGGCGUCUGGUGCAAUUUAAGACGUUCAUUUUUUAUUUUUUAUUUUUGGCACUAUUAGUGAGAAAGAAAUGGCAAAAAUGCUGCAGUCAAACACCAUUUAUGGACAAAUAUGCCAUUAGGUUUCUUGUCAAAAUGUACAAACUUACUUGUGUGCAUUCAAAAUGCUAGAACUGUAAUGUAUACGAAAGAUCUCCCUAUAUGUAUGUAUUUCUGUUCUGGAUUGUAGUAUAAUUAUUUUUUUUAUACUGAACAUUCUUUUGAUGUUUCAUUGUUUUAGAGUGCCAAAAGUAUCACUGAUAUGCAUUUGUUGAGUUGUGUAUAUUAAUUAUGUAAAAAAUAUAUAUAUAUAUAUAUAUAUAUUUAUAUAUAUAUAUUUAUAUUUUUUUGUAUGUGACUGAAUAGAAUUUAACAUACCAUACAGAAUGACUAAUUAGUCAGUAAAUUAUUAAAAUCAAACUAAAUUGUAUAAAAUCUGUUUCUCUGCAAAUACAUUCCUUGCAAGAAAACAGCAUAGAUGGGAUGACUUCGUUGACAUAGCUUACUGUUGUGCAACUAUACUUUAAGUAUUGCAGUAGUUCUAUUCAGUUCUUCUCAACUUAAGAAUGCCCUUUUUUGUAUUUUUUACCAAAUAAUUUGAUUUUGUAAAGUGAAUGUACAAAUCUUUGUAUAUAGUUUUAUAUAUUUUCUAUAAAUGUGAAAUAAAUUAGAAUUUAAA